AUGUACUUCGUGUCGUUGCGAAGGUUAUCUGAGACCAAUGGUAUGGUAAGACCCAAGCCUUGGACGUUUUCACUGAGUACUGACCUCGAAAGCGUUGGGUGGGUGGGCCUUGGACAUACGAUUGCGAAUUGCGAUGUUAUCUUGGGGGCGAUCGCCGAAGAGGACACUACAACUCUUUCCCGCCGAAAACUAUUCACUUCAUCAUCCCAGAAACUCGUAAUCCUGCCUACCGCCAUCCACGAGAACGUCCUCGCGCCUCUGCGUACCUCCAUCGACGCGGCGCUUACGUCCAUGGGCAUCGAUUUGUCCUUUGGCACGUUCCUCACCCAGAUGAACUCCACGCUCAUGGGGCUUGGAGUAGGCGGGUCCACGCAAAAACCCCUCGGCAUCCCAGACUCGCUCGUGGAGUUCCACGACGCUGAUGGUGGACGUUUACAACUCUGGGAUACAGAGAUCACUUUUUCACAAGCAGAAUACGACGCCCUUUCAAAACUGCAACGUAAUGCUAAUCUAAGUAAGGACGUACAGGUUAUCACGCUCCUGUCGAUUGCAGAACAGGAACGCUAUCAUGCGCCAUCACCGUCCUCGACAAUUUCUAAAGAGAUCGGACAGAGGACUGGGAACCGGGUGGUCGAUUAUCGCAAGUGGCUUCGUAGGCGCGACAACCCUGUCUUUGCCGCAGUGACGGCGUUUAAUUACACUUGGGUAGCGCCUCUCACGAUCGCGAUAAAGGUCUGGCUUCGUCACGAUGACGGAGACUUCCACAUGCUGGAUAAUAAUCCUACCCAUUUUGCAGUCGCGCGCUUAAGUCCUGAGAUCGAUGAUGACGGCCUUGAAGCCGUGCAAAAUAUGAUCGCUCGCGCACUAGUGAAGGUGAGAGAUCGGACGCUGUUCCACCUCGAUGUGAUAUUGGGGGAAGAGAGCGAUGAUUCAGGUGAAGAGGACGAAGAGGACGAGGAAGAGGACGAGGAAGAGGACGAGGACGAGGGUGAUGAGGACGGUGAAGGUGAGGACGCCCGUGCCGAGGAAGAGGACGAGUUCAGCAUCGCUCAGGAAUCCGACGCCAGUGACCCUCUCGAGGCCGUUCGUGCGUGGACACCUCCUAGCUCACCUAUGGACUGGGACAACGUAUAUUUCCAUCUACGGAACGCUGCAAGGCAAACUGGCUACGCGCGCUACGCCGCGUGGCACGAGGCCUUGAUUAAGAGGCGCGGGGUCCAGGCAGCAUCUUCCGGAUCUGCCACGCGGAGAAAGAGAUCUAGGCCUGGUCCAGCCUCUUAA
This is a messenger RNA of Suillus discolor, 1281 nucleotides long. RefSeq lists its product as uncharacterized. The coding region runs from base 1 to 1281 and encodes 426 amino acids. The record is from RefSeq and is a predicted model, not a curated record. NCBI's taxonomy places the organism in Eukaryota, Fungi, Basidiomycota, Agaricomycetes, Boletales, Suillaceae. The transcript is spliced from 6 exons.